This is a messenger RNA of Arachis ipaensis, 403 nucleotides long. The record is from RefSeq and is a predicted model, not a curated record. NCBI's taxonomy places the organism in Eukaryota, Viridiplantae, Streptophyta, Magnoliopsida, Fabales, Fabaceae.
AUGACCAAACCAUACGGCGACGGCACCGCCGCCCUCAUCGACGCCGAGGUUCGAGAAUGGGUUGCCAAAGCAUAUCAGCGUACUGUGAACCUCAUUGAGGAACACAAGGAUCAAGUGGCUCAAAUUGCUGAGUUGCUGCUACAAAAGGAAGUGCUAUACAGGGAUGAUUUGGUUCAAGUUUUGGGCGAAAGACCAUUCAAGUCUAGUGAUGAACACAACCAUUAUGAUACUUUCAAGCAAGAUUUUCAACUGGACAAUGACAACAAUGGGCAAGGACCCCAUGUUUCAGAAUCAAUUACCUUCAAUGGACGUUGCCGCGUAGGAACAAAGUAAAAGGACAAGGGCAGGUGGUGGAAGCUGAAACAUUGAAGCAAGCAACGUGUCAAGUUUUGAGUGGACAACG